Xyrauchen texanus (razorback sucker) is the source of this 4056-nucleotide messenger RNA. RefSeq names its product RNA binding motif protein 19 (gene rbm19). Gene Ontology annotation, molecular function: RNA binding. The coding region runs from base 95 to 2914 and encodes 939 amino acids. NCBI's taxonomy places the organism in Eukaryota, Metazoa, Chordata, Actinopteri, Cypriniformes, Catostomidae. The record is from RefSeq and is a predicted model, not a curated record. The transcript has 24 exons.
CAAAGAUGGCGACUUACUGAAUCGCCCCAUGCUUUAUUGUUGUAAAAUAUUUUAUCGUUAUUUCACCCGUUAAACUUUCUCGGUGUUCGCAAAAAUGUCAAGGUUAAUUGUUAAGAAUCUUCCAAACGGGAUGAAGGAAGAUCGCUUCCGUAAGAUGUUUGCUGAUUUUGGGAUGCUCACUGAUUGUGUACUGAAGUUCAGCAAAGAUGGUAAAUUCCGCAAAUUUGGAUUUGUUGGUUUCAAGAGUGAAGAGGACGCCGAAAAAGCUCUGAAACAUUUCAAUAAGAGCUUUGUGGAUACCUCCAGAGUUACUGUGGAAUUCUGCACAGACUUUGGAGCUACCAACAAAGCCAGACCGUGGAGCAAACACACACGGCAACCAUCCUCAAGCAAAGCAAACGAAGAACAGAAACCACAUGAACAGGGAGAACAAAAUGAAAAGAAGGAGAAGAAACAGAAGCAGCCACUGAAUGUUCUUGGAGAUCUUGAGAAAGACCAAGGUUUCCAGGAGUUCCUCGCUGUGCAUCAGAAACGCACACAGGUGCCCACCUGGGCCAAUGACUCUGUUGAAGCUGCAUCUGUUGGACCUGAAAAAAGGAAGAAAGAGAAGAAACAGAAAGCGGACAUUACUGAUGACUACCUAAACUUUGAUUCAGAUGAGUCAGAGGAACUGAGUGAUGCUGAGGAUGAAGAGGAGGAUGCUGAUGAAGAGGAGAAACAAGAUGCCUCAAAGGAAGCCCUGAAAAAAGGUCUGUCCGACAUGGACUAUCUUCGAUCUAAAAUCGUGGAGAAAUCGGAUAUGGUGGAUGAGAAUAAAGAGGAAGAAAAUGAAAGUGACAAUGCUGCUGAUGACAAUGAAGAUGAGGAGGAGGAGGAGAAGGAAGAGGAGGAGGAGAAGGAAGAGGAGGAAGAGAAGGAAGAGGAGACCCCAGUCCAGCACACAGACAGUGCGUAUGAGAGUGGUGACAAGAUUAAGCCUUGCACAGAGUUUACAGUAAAACUUCGAGGCGCUCCAUUCAACGUUCAAGAGAAACAAGUCAGAGAAUUUAUGACGCCUUUGAAACCAGUUGCGAUUCGAUUUGGUAAAAACAGUGAUGGUCGCAAUUCAGGUUACGUGUAUGUGGACCUGCGCUCAGAGGCAGAGGUUGAUAGAGCCCUACGACUAAACAAGGACUACAUGGGGGGGCGGUAUAUUGAAGUGUUCAGAACUAACAACUUUAAAAAAGAGAUCUCUUCACAAGGAAGAAAUAAAGAAAAAAGUUUUGUCAGUGAGCUGAGGGAUGAUGAGGAGGAAGAGGAUGUCGCAGAAUCGGGAAGACUCUUCGUCAGGAACCUGCCAUACACUUGCACUGAAGAAGAUCUGAAAGAACUCUUCAUCACACAUGGUCCUCUUUCUGAGGUCAAUUUCCCCAUAGACAAUCUGACUAAGAAACCAAAGGGCUUUGCCUUUCUGACAUAUAUGAUUCCAGAGAAUGCAGUUUCAGCUUUGGCUCAACUGGAUGGCCAUGUGUUCCAGGGGCGGAUACUGCACGUCAUGGCCUCAAGACUUAGGAAGGAGAAACCCGAUGAAGGGACCAAUGCUCCUGGCAGUUCCUCAUAUAAGCGACAGAAAGAUACCAAAGACAAAGCAGCCAGCAGCAGCGCUCACAACUGGAAUACGCUGUUUUUGGGCACGAGUGCUGUGGCCGAUGCCAUCGCUCAAAAAUACAACACCACCAAGAGCCAAGUCUUAGAUCAUGAGUCUGCGGGCAGUCUGGCUGUGCGGAUGGCCCUCGGGGAGACACAGAUAGUACAGGAGACCAGACAGUUUCUCCUGGACAACGGAGUGUCUCUGGACUCAUUCAGUCAGGCGGCAGGCCAGCGCAGUAACUCUGUGAUAUUAGUGAAGAACUUGCCCUCAGGAGUGCAGGUUGAGGAGUUGGAGGCUCUGUUCUCACCUCAUGGAUCUCUGGGAAGAGUUCUAUUGCCCCCCUCUGGCCUCACUGCUAUAGUGGAGUUCCUAGAGCCCACCGAAGCCAAACGGGCCUUCAUGAAAUUGGCAUACACAAAGUUCCUGCACGUUCCCUUGUAUCUGGAAUGGGCUCCUGUAGCUGUGUUUACAACACCCAGGACAACAAAAGCAGAGACUGAGAAGGACAAAUCAGCUGAGAAAAUGGAUGCAGUAAAAAAGGUAGAGGAGGAGGAGGAGGAAGAAGAUGAUGAUGAAGAAGAGGAGGAGGAGAUUUUGCCUGGCUCGACCCUUUUCAUUAAGAACCUCAACUUUAAAACCUCAGAGGAAACAUUAGGAGAGACAUUUUCUAAGUGUGGUGUGGUGAAAGCCUGCACAAUAUCAAAGAAGAGAGAUAAAGCAGGUAAAUUGUUAUCAAUGGGUUAUGGCUUUGUGCAGUAUAAAACUCCAGCGGCAGCACAGAAAGCCAUGAGACAGCUGCAGCAUUGCACAGUUGAUGAGCACCAGCUUGAGUUGAAAAUAUCCGAAAGAGAAGCCAAGUCAGGUGUGACUCAAGCCAAAAAGAAAAAGCAGACCGCCAGGAAACAGACGACAUCUAAGAUCCUGGUGCGAAACGUCCCCUUCCAAGCCAAAGUGAAAGAACUGAGAGAACUCUUCUGUACAUUUGGAGAGCUGAAGACUGUUCGCCUGCCAAAGAAAGGGAUUGGUGAAGCCCACCGUGGUUUUGGCUUUAUUGACUUCCUCACUAAACAGGAUGCCAAAAAAGCCUUCAAAGCACUGUGCCACAGUACCCAUCUUUACGGCAGGAGGCUGGUGCUGGAGUGGGCAGACGCAGAUGAGACUGUAGAUGAUCUGCGACGGAAAACUGCUCAACACUUCCACGAUGCUCCUAAGAAGCGGAGAAGGGCGGAGAUGAUGGAGGGAAUCAUGGAGCAGAUGGAGGUCGGGGUGGAAGACGGCGAGUGAACAGCAGCUGUCAGUCACCUACAGCAUCAAUAAGAGAGUAAAUCAUCCAGUGGAACUCCAUUUAUCUCUGUUAUGACUGCGUCUUAAGCAGCUGCUUCGCAGUCUCUUCAGGAAUCUUUCCUUUUGGCCCCAGAUGCUCCCAAUUAGCUUUUUAUUAGAUGCUCAUACAUCAUCCCUGUUAUUGCUGUCAAUUAAUUAAAUACAGCUUCUCCCUACAGACUAACUCUGGUUGAAGGUGAACUCAACGACUGAAUCCUCUGAAAAGAUGCCUGAAGGCCACGUAUACCUUUAGCUGUUUUUAAAUAGUCACGGAGGGCCAAGACAUUUCAUACUCUGCUGUGUCAUAGAUGACUUUGAAAAAUCACAAUGUGAUUGAUGCAAUAAACAUAAAUGGAAAGUAAAUAUUUGAUGUUGCUUUUUACAUUAGCAUCGAGUAUGUUUAUUGUCUUCAUGAUUAAAGGGAUAGUUCACACAAAAUAAAAAAAAUGUCAUUUACUCACUUUCCUUUUAUAGGUUAGGCAGAAUGUUAGUCUCAGUCACCAGUCACCAUUCACUUUCAUUGCAUCUUUUUCUGUACAAUGAAAUUGAUUGGUGACUGAGGCUGUCAUUCUGCCUAACAUCUCCCUUUGUGUUCCAUGGAAGAAAGUAUGUGCUACAGGCUUGGAACAACAUAAGAGUGAGUAAAUGACAGUAUUAUUUUCGGAUAAACUAUUCCUUUGAAUAAUAAUUGUACACCUAUUUGUAAUCAACAAAUGACAAGUACUUUCAUAUUGUUGGGUUCAUACUGUAUUUAUUGGUGUGACAAUAAAUCGUUUUGUCUGUAAAAGACAUUGUUCCUAUUUUCGGGUUGUAAUCAUACUAUAAACCUCACAUUGUAAAAAGAGCUAUUUGUACAGUUAAGAGGUUAAAACAGUCUUGUUCUACACAGAGAUGCCUUACACACUAUGUAGUGGACAUUCUAGCAUACUGCAUCACAAAGGGUUUUGCAAGGAGAAUUGCAUGACAUCGUUAUAAUGUUAAUUCAAAUCAACCUGUAAGUUUAUCUGUGGUGAAAUCAUAUUCAUCUUAUUUGCUCUUUCAAUUGUUUCUUGAUUUAUUCAAGGGAUAUUUCACCCAAUAAUUAAAAUCUGUUCAUUUUCUCA